CCUCCACCAUCUUAUACUAAGUCCCUGACUCUGUUCUCCUUUAACUUUAACUUGCUUCACUAAGAUCCGUCAAAAUGGUCAAGGCUGUUGCUGUCGUUCGUGGUGACUCCAAGAUCACCGGCACCGUCACCUUCGAGCAAACCGCCGAGAGCGCCCCCACCACCAUCUCAUGGAACAUCACCGGCAACGACCCCAAUGCCCAGCGUGGCUUCCACAUCCACCAGUUCGGUGACAACACCAACGGCUGCACCUCUGCUGGCCCCCACUUCAACCCCUUCGGCAAGACCCACGGUGCUCCUGAGGAUGAGGUCCGCCACGUUGGUGACCUGGGAAACUUCACCACCGAUGCCGAGGGUAACGCAGUCGGCUCCAAGCAGGAUAAGCUCGUUAAGUUGAUCGGUUCCGAGAGCGUUCUGGGCCGGACCCUGGUUGUUCACGCCGGUACUGAUGACCUCGGCCGUGGUGGUAACGAGGAGUCCAAGAAGACUGGCAAUGCUGGUCCUCGCCCUGCUUGCGGUGUGAUUGGCAUUGCUGCAUAAAUGUGUGCACACUAAGGAUUGAAUGAUUAUGAUCUCAAUUGAUAAUGUGGGAGACUGAAUUAAGGGUUGGAUUAGUUGAAAAGUAUCUUAGAUUGAAAAAAAUGGAAGGUUGU
Molecule: messenger RNA, 652 nt
Organism: Aspergillus ochraceoroseus IBT 24754
Lineage: Eukaryota; Fungi; Ascomycota; Eurotiomycetes; Eurotiales; Aspergillaceae
Gene: sod1
Product: superoxide dismutase SOD1
Exons: 4
Coding region: 75-539 (154 amino acids)
Biological process (GO): removal of superoxide radicals
Molecular function (GO): copper ion binding; superoxide dismutase activity
Source: RefSeq, a predicted model, not a curated record